AUGCCUAAUUUCAUGCCUGAUUUUCGGGUAGCAAUAAGCUUCAAGAAACCGUUGUCGUCCCGCACCGCCGCCGAUGGCACGACACUAGACAAUGAUGCCCCGGAGGCAUCCGAGACGUCUCCCUUACUCUCGUCGGAAACUGAACACAGGCCUGCGACUGCAACUGAAUCUUCGCCGUUGCUUUCCGAUGCUGACCAUCAAGAGAGCGAAGAGGAUGAAAGCGAUAGCCUAAACAGGUCUGCGUCAAAGUCAGAAAGCCGUUGGCGAUGGCCCUCCAUUAUUGCCAUACUAAUCCUGGCCGCCCUUACCGUGGUGGUCAUGGUCCUUGGCUUCCUUGUCCCUCCAGCCGUCAAGUCGUACGCUGAGAAUGCUGCCGUCCUCGAGCCAACGGGCUUGUCUCUUGAAUCUCUCACUCCAGAUGGAGUUCGCGCCCGAAUCCAAGCCAGUUUCAAGUUAGAUGGCUCACGAGUUAAAGACGAUACCGCAAGGCGCCUCGGCAGGCUGGCUACCAGCAUUGUCAGGACGCUCGAUACAGAAGAGACAAAGGUUCGCGUGCAUCUACCAACCUACGACAACCUCCUCUUGGGAUCUGCCGUUGUGCCUCCAUUGAGCAUCAAUCUGGUUGAUGGGCAGACUACCGUGCUGGAUUUUGUUGCUGAUCUCAGCCCUGGAGACGCCGAAAGCUUGCGCCGGAUUGCCAAUGAUUGGUUGGAUGGCAAACUCGAGCAAGUCAAGGUGACGGGAUCAGCAGCACUGAGCCUCAAAACUGGCAUUCUGCCUCUUGGAACUCACGAUAUAGUCGAGUCGAUGGUCUUUGAAGCUAAGCAAAUUCCUUCUAUUCCCGAGUACAAGAUUGACCGCCUCAACAUCCAUGAUGUUCCUACCGGUGAUGGUGGACGGAUGGCCGUUGGUGCGAAUGCUUCCAUCGUCGCAUACAACGACUACCCAAUCGGCCUCACUAUUCCGCAACUUGCAUUUGAUCUCCUCGUCCCCAACUGUGACUCGUCUGAGCCCCAUAUUAUGGUGGCUACCGCUAUUACUGAGCCAAUUGAUGUGGAGCCGCAUGCUAAUGUUACUGUUGAUGCCAUUGGUCUCAUCAAUGACAUUCCCGAUACUCUUACUCGAGCCUGUCCUCUGACCAACAUGUCGCCGCUGGAUAACUUCUUUAAGCGCUAUAUGCACGGUGAAGACGCUCAGAUUUUCGUCCGAGGACAGGAUUCAGACAAGUCUGAUAUCCCAGAGUGGAUUCGAUCCUUCCUCAGCAGUGUCACUGUCCCAAUUAGCUUUCCGGGACAGUCAUUUAACGAUGCCAUUCGAAACCUCUCGCUCACGGAUGUCGACUUCAAGCUUCCCAGCCCAUUUGCUGAUCCCAAUGAUCCGGACUCGAAAGCUCGUGUGUCUGGAACGGUUGAUAUUCUUGCCGAGCUUCCUUCUGAAUUGAACGUGGAUAUUGGCGUCAACAAUCUCCGAGCCAGUGGCGACCUUUUUUACAAAGGCGAGAAAUUUGGCGAACUGAACGUGGAUCAAUGGCAAAAGGCCAACUCGAGCAAGACUAUCGACCCCGAGGAUGAGAAAUCGCUGCUCCGAAUCACCUCUAGAAUCGCCAAUGUGCCCCUCGACAUUACCGAUGGCGACGUCUUCAGCGACGUCAUGGGCGAGCUCCUGCUCGGCGGCAAGGACAUCGUGCUUGAUGUUGAGGCUCGCGUCGACAUCAAGGUCUCAACUGUGCUUGGAGACCUCGUUCUCAGAGAUGUACCCGCAAAGGGCAAGAUUCCAGUAAAACAGCUUCCUGGUAAAUCGCUUACGAAAAUUGAACCACGCGUCUCCAAUUUGGUCAUUCUGAAUACAACGAAGCAUGCUGUUCACAUGCAAGCGUCGGUCAACAUAACGAACCCCACGCCUUAUACAGCCUCCAUUCCUUCUGCAAACGUCCACGUGUACCACGAGGGGCUUAUAAUCGGAGAAGUCAUCGUCAAUCAUCUAGACGUACAGCUGGGCAAUAACUCAAACUUGGUCGUCUUGGCCACUUGGGAUCCCGUAUCUCUGGGCAAGAACACGACACUUACAUUCAAAACUCACAAAGGUAGCAUCCCCGGGAUGCCUAUCAUUGGUGAUGCUCUCUCCAAGUUCAACAUCUCACUGCCAACGCCCCGGAUCAAGCUUCCUGGCGACAAGAGUGGCAAGCAUCAAGGCAAAAACUUUCAAAACGUUAUACACAUUGAGAAGAUAAACGCUACAGCAUAUUACAAUCAUACAGAACCUGUCGGCCACAUCCUCUACGAUGAGCCGUUCGACGCGCCUCCAGGGGUGACGGAGACUCCGCGACUCCCUGUCACCUGGUCGGCCGAUAGCAUCGGCUAUGACAAACUGAUUGACGCAAUGGACGGCUCAUUGAAGCUGGAUGCCAAGGCAGAGGCAACAUUGAGGAUAGGGAAUUGGAUAGAGACCGUUCAUUACGAAGGGCGAGGUAUUGGAGCUAGGGUCAGGAUAUAG
Trichoderma breve is the source of this 2493-nucleotide messenger RNA. RefSeq lists its product as uncharacterized. The transcript has 5 exons. The coding region runs from base 1 to 2493 and encodes 830 amino acids. Gene Ontology annotation, cellular component: fungal-type vacuole membrane. NCBI's taxonomy places the organism in Eukaryota, Fungi, Ascomycota, Sordariomycetes, Hypocreales, Hypocreaceae. The record is from RefSeq and is a predicted model, not a curated record.